GUUCUUCCAGUUAACCAUUCUCAAGCAAGCUGUUGUUUUGCAACAUGUCAGAGGGCUUAAGCACGACAGUCCCAGAGGCUGGGAGGCAGUAUCGUACAGUGUUCAUCUGACAGUCAACGCCCACCCUCCCUGGGUAGCACACAAAGAAGAACACAACGGGCGCGACAUUUCAACAUCAUUUGCCCUCGUUCGAUCACACUUUGUACCUAGCAAGAGCAGGACGUUGUGUUGGUUUGCAUGCAGCAGAAUGGGACUGGCGAGACAUCUAAUGGAGAACAACCGGCGCUCUCUUUUAGAACACCUAGCCCGCUCCCCAUGGCUACAUCACGGGCAAGAAGGUUUGCUCAAGAGGGGCGAGCGGUGCCCCAGCCAAGAGUGAUGGUGGUAUUUUCUGCGGCGAGCGAGACCGAUAAACAAGGGGAUGCUAUGUCGAGCUCAGAGUGCGCGGACGAUGAAUAUAGAAAACCACCCAUGCCCGCCCCCAGUCUGAACCUGGGUAAAUCUCUUCGCACUUUCAGCCCAGCACAGGAGUUUCCAGAGGUCAUCCCUCUCAACGUAGGCGGCACACACUUCACCACUCGCCUGUCUACCCUCCGACGUUUCGACGACACCAUGCUGGCCGCCAUGUUCAGUGGACGACACCACAUCCCGCGUGAUGCAGAGGGCCGCUUCUUUAUCGACAGGGAUGGGAAAUAUUUUGGGGACAUUCUCAACUUCUUGAGAGAGGGGGAGUUACCAAAAAGGGACAGAGUCCGCGCAGUGCAUAGAGAGGCUGAGUAUUAUGCCGUUGGGCCACUGCUAGACAUCCUGGAGGACACUCAGCCACUCACUGGGGAGAAGGUCCGCCAGGCCUUCCUUGAUCUCCUGCCUUACUAUAAAGAGAAUCUGGAGCGUAUCGUGGAGAUCGCCAAGUUGCGCGCCAUGCAGAGGAAGGCCCGUUUCGCCAAGCUCAAGGUCUGCGUCUACAAGGAGGAGAUGCCUAUCACCCCGUACGAGCGACCACUCUUCAACUCACUGCGGUUCGAGCGCUCAGAGAGCGAGGCCAAGCUGUUUGAGCACCACUGCGAGGUGGACGUGUCCUUUGGGCCAUGGGAGGCCGUGGCCGAUGUCUAUGACCUGCUGCACUGCAUCGUCAGUGACCUGGGCGAGAAAGGCAUAACUGUGGACCAGCAGUGUAUCGGCGUCUGUGACAAGCACCUCAUCAACCACUACUAUUGCAAGAGGCCUAUUUAUGAAUUUAAGAUCACUUGGUGGUGAGAGAGAGAGAAAAGGAACUUGGGUCUUCCCUCUGAGGUGGAUGGAGGCUUUAAGUGUGCCUCUAUAAGCAGGACGUCAUCAGGGUUUUACUCACCCUCUGGACUCUGAGCAAAGAAUUGGGUCACACCUUAUUUGGAUGGUCCCCUAUAAACUAUCUACAGAUGCUCAGAUUAUAAACAAACUAUCUGUUGAAACUCUGUUUACUACGAUUUAUGGUUAAGGUUAGGGUGAGGGAUUGGGUUUAGUUAAGAUGGUGUUCAGUGAAUAAUUAGAAAGAAAGAAUUUACAACAAACCAUCUGUAAAGCCUCCGUAGGUGGACUAUCCAUAUAAAGUGUUACUAAGACUCGUAGUAGCGCUAUGCUUUAAGAGAGGAGCCGGCUGCUCUGUUUGUAUCUCCUCAUCAUUUAGUCUUUUAAAUGGCAAUAGCAAUCUUCCUUUUUCCUGGGGAAGCCCCUACAGUUUCAUUUAACCUACUGUUUCUGUUUGGUCUUUAAAACAGCAGUUUUAUCCUCCUCCAUGUAUUGUUUGCGGACUAUAAUGAUCAUCUGGAAAUCUGUGAUUGUGAAAUGGUAUUGUUUUAACAGCAGAUAAUCUUCUGAUCUGCUACAUGUCUAUAUUGUGCAAUCUAUGACAUUAGUAAAGAAAUCAUUCGUAACUGGAUGCAAUCAAGAAAACUGGUUAAUUGCUUGUGUUUAUGUACAUUUAUAUUUUUGUAACCUGUUCUGUAUUUUGAUUUCGGUUGACAUGAGCGUCAUGCUAUAACUAUAAAUUGCUUUGCUCAGUCUGUCGAUGUUUUAAAUGCAAUGAAAAGUAUAAGGUAUUUUUCACAUUACACCAGUUUCAGGGAAAAUUAAAAACUUAAAAAUACUGAAAUAAUGAGGGCUUUUUAAUUAAUUGUAGCGUUGGAUAGUAGAAUUAAAACUUCAUUGCUCCCUGAACUCCUGUUCUACCUCCAAAAUGUAUAGGACAAGAAGGAGAUAAUUAUUUGCCCACAAGGAGGUGAAACAUUUUCCACACUAUCAGUCCAUUGCAUCAGUUUGCAAUAUAAAUAUUGAAUGUAUUGUUCCAUAAAUACAACUUUUCCGUUUUGAUUGUCAGUGUUUUUUUUAUUUAUUUAUUGCAAUUUGUUAUUUAUUUAUUUUUGUCAUCUUUUCACUAAUGCAACAUGGCAUUUAUAAAUGCUGCUUUCAGUCAUAUUUUCUGUAACAAUUCUGUCAUUUUGAUUAAUGUACGUUUUGUGAAAAAUCUGCAGUAGUUAUUAUGAAUUGAACCAUAAUACCGUUAUCAAAAAAAUAACACCACAGUUCUGUACUAUUUGUGCUCCACUACUGUAGAUGUAAAUGAUUAUUAUAUCCAUCCCACCGUUUGCACUGCAUUGCCAUGCAGCUUAUUAUAUGGUUGCACAAAGGGAAUAUCCAUUCAGAUGCAAGAUGCUGAAGUGCACCGCUCAGUAGACUGUUACUUACUGUUUUAUUAUCACUACACAGUUUCUAAGGGGAUCUAAUAAAUUAUCUUCAUAAUCA
Clupea harengus (Atlantic herring) is the source of this 2781-nucleotide messenger RNA. It is a transcript of the gene kctd7, whose product is annotated as potassium channel tetramerization domain containing 7. Gene Ontology annotation, biological process: protein homooligomerization; positive regulation of transporter activity; membrane hyperpolarization. Gene Ontology annotation, molecular function: protein binding. NCBI's taxonomy places the organism in Eukaryota, Metazoa, Chordata, Actinopteri, Clupeiformes, Clupeidae. The record is from RefSeq and is a predicted model, not a curated record. Gene Ontology annotation, cellular component: plasma membrane.